UGGGGAAUAGCUGCCUGCCGGCCUGACGGACUCUGCCAUGACAGUCGGGACAAUGGAGAACGUGGAGGUCUUCACUUCUGAGGGCAAAGGCCGGGGUCUGAAGGCCACCAAGGAGUUCUGGGCUGCGGAUGUCAUCUUUGCUGAGAGGGCUUACUCCGCCGUCGUUUUCGACAGCCUCGUGAACUUCGUGUGCCACACCUGCUUCAAGAGGCAGGAGAAGCUCCAUCGCUGUGGGCAGUGCAAGUUCGCCCACUACUGCGACCGCACCUGCCAGAAGGAUGCCUGGCUGAACCACAAGAAUGAGUGUUCGGCCAUCAAGAGAUAUGGGAAGGUGCCCAAUGAGAACAUCAGGCUGGCGGCGCGCAUCAUGUGGCGAGUGGAGAGAGAGGGCACUGGGCUCACGGAGGGCUGCCUGGUCUCUGUGGAUGACUUGCAGAACCACGUGGAACACUUCGGGGAGGAGGAGCAGAAGGAGCUGCGGGUGGAUGUGGACACGUUCUUGCAGUACUGGCCACCCCAGAGCCAGCAGUUCAGCAUGCAGUACAUCUCCCACAUCUUCGGAGUGAUUAACUGCAACGGUUUCACGCUCAGUGACCAGAGAGGCCUGCAGGCAGUGGGUGUGGGCAUCUUCCCCAACUUGGGCCUGGUGAACCACGACUGUUGGCCCAACUGCACUGUCAUAUUUAAUAAUGGCAAUCAUGAGGCAGUGAAAUCCAUGUUUCACACCCAGAUGAGAAUUGAGCUCCGGGCCCUGGGAAAAAUCUCAGAAGGAGAGGAGUUGACCGUGUCCUACAUUGACUUCCUCAACCUCAGUGAGGAGCGCAGGAAGCAGCUGAAGAAGCAGUACUACUUUGACUGCACGUGUGAGCACUGCCAGAAAGGGCUGAAAGACGAUCUCUUUUUGGGAGUGAAAGAUGACCCCAAGCCUUCUCAGGAAGCAGUGAAGGAGAUGACACAAUUCUCCAAGGAUACACUGGAAAAAAUAGAAAAGGCUCGCUCUGAGGGCUUGUACCAUGAGGUUGUGAAAUUAUGCCGGGAGUGUCUACAGAAGCAGGAGCCAGUGUUUGCGGACACCAACCUCUACGUGCUGCGGAUGCUGAGCAUUGUUUCAGAGGUCCUUUCCUACCUGCAGGCCUUUGAGGAGGCCUCGCACUACGCAAGGAGGAUGGUGGAUGGCUAUAUGAAGCUCUACCACCCCAACAAUGCCCAGCUGGGCAUGGCUGUGAUGCGAGCUGGGUUGACCAACUGGCAUGCUGGAAACAUUGAGGUGGGGCACGGGAUGAUCUGCAAGGCUUAUGCCAUUCUCCUUGUGACACAUGGACCCUCCCAUCCCAUCACCAAGGACUUAGAGGCCAUGCGGGUGCAGACGGAGAUGGAGCUGCGCAUGUUCCGCCAGAACGAGUUCAUGUACUACAAGAUGCGGGAGGCUGCCCUGAACAACCAGCCCAUGCAGGUCAUGGCCGAGCCCAGCAACGAGCCGGCCCCAGCUCUGUUCCAUAAGAAGCAAUGAGGAUCCCCUCAGUGGAGCAGGGGCUAUGUGUUGGGGAACUCGGGAGAAAUUCUGGAGAUGGUGGAUCUCUGUGGAGACCCUUGAUGAGGAAGUCAGGGUAACUCCUGCCUCACUGCUGCUGCUGUAGGAAUGCUCUGCUCUGUGUUCCCCAGUGUCCUUCGGAUGCGAAUCAACUAAUUUCAACUCAACUCUAUCCCAGCUCAGGCCAACUCCUCUUGCAAAUGUUUUUAUUGGGCGCAAAGCCCUAGCACCCCAUAAAGAAGCUCCAAAUGUAGUUGGUGGGGAAGCAAAGGUAAACAGGCACAGUGUAACAGUAAAUGCUGUGGUAAACUGUAUGGACAGAGGGUGUGGGGGGCAUGUGUCUCGUGUGUGUGUGUGCCUGUACAUGUGUGUGCGCUGGGAGUGUCGUGGAGAGGAUGACAUCUGAGCUGAGGGUGGCAGGUGCCUGGAGUCUUGCUCGCCUGUGCAGGUGCCUCUUACUCAGGGUCUGGAAUAUUCAGGAUUUGGCCAAGUUGGGUAAUGCCCAGUUUCUUCAGGUUAGUGUGAAGUUAUGAAGAAGAGGCUAUGUUUGGGCUAUUUAGAAGUGAAAUCUCUUAGGGAUGGUGCAUAUUCAGAAAGAAGUGGGGGCCUUGCCCAAUACCUAAUGUCUCAAUUUAAAGUCUGGGUUCUAAGUAUAAUUCUGGAAAUAUUUCUAGAGAGGGAAGAGAGGGAAGUCUCUACCUCAUUGCCAAGCUCUACCAUGUGGGGGAUAUCUGAGAUUUUCCUGGCCAUUAGCCUAGUAGGAUUGAAGUCUUUCCAGGUGAAGACAAGAGAGAAACUUGGAAACACACAUGCCUGAUGACCACAGGCCCAGAAGAGUGGGCCUUUGUUAGUUUUAUCUGGUAACAUAUGCCCGGGUGGCCUUUACCAGCUUAGACUUUAUCAUUGGCCCCAAUGAAUCACCAGUCUUAGUAUUGAAUGAUUAUUAUAUCUCUGGCUUAAUUUCUUUCUCUGCCCAUGCCCUGAGGGCUUCUGCUUUUUACCACCAGAAGGAACAUUCUAAUCUGGACUCAUACUCCUGGGUUAGGUUUUCUUCAGAGUUUCCAAUUUCUCAUUUCCUAGAAGGCUGUUGUGUGUCCAUCUGAGAAGCGAGUGUCUCGGGAAUCAAUCAAUCCCAAGAUUGGUGUGUUAUCUUCUGAGACUACAAACUUCUCACCAAGGUUUUGGAAGAUCCUGGAACAAAGGUCUCUAGUUGAGGGCAUCACCAAGGGUUCUCCACACCCGGGGCUACUGUAGACUCCAGGAUUCUACUAACUUCUGAAAGUCAAGUGAUUUGGCAUAAUUUCCUAAAAUCUUAGCUCUUUUAUCUCCCUUCUUCUAUCCUGGGGAUAGCCUAUUGCUUUCCUCUGAACCCUGUUAAGUGGCUGGAAACUCUGUAAAUCGGCCACUUCUUUGCAGAAUACUCGUUCA
Tupaia belangeri chinensis (Chinese tree shrew) is the source of this 2959-nucleotide messenger RNA. It is a transcript of the gene SMYD1, whose product is annotated as SET and MYND domain containing 1. The record is from RefSeq and is a predicted model, not a curated record. The transcript is spliced from 10 exons. Bases 38 to 1510 code for a protein of 490 amino acids. Gene Ontology annotation, molecular function: protein binding; histone H3K4 methyltransferase activity. Gene Ontology annotation, cellular component: nucleus. Lineage: Eukaryota; Metazoa; Chordata; Mammalia; Scandentia; Tupaiidae.